Suillus clintonianus is the source of this 577-nucleotide messenger RNA. RefSeq lists its product as uncharacterized. The record is from RefSeq and is a predicted model, not a curated record. NCBI's taxonomy places the organism in Eukaryota, Fungi, Basidiomycota, Agaricomycetes, Boletales, Suillaceae. The transcript has 2 exons. Bases 107 to 577 code for a protein of 156 amino acids.
GGCUUUUGCGAAUGCAGCAGCCACCUCCGAGCUCUUUACGACAUCCGUCUGAACGAUCAGCAGCUGGGAAGGAGUAUACAAUUCGGCGAGAUCGGACAGGGCUUCUAUGCGGCGAAGAGUUGCGACCACUCUAUUUCCGUUCUUCAACAGGAGCAAAGAGGUGAGCGUUGCAGAUCCGAAGAGCCUUGGGGACGUCUACAAGAGUCAUCUGGAGACCACAAGAUCAGGGCUGCCCGCCAAAGUCGACUCGGCUCACGCUAACUUUGCAGGCACAUUUGUGAAUGCGUCCGGUAUUUCCUGCGGUCGCGGACGACAGCGUGUCGAUUCCCUCAGCAUUCUCGCUCUGGGAUUCGUGUUCAUGGACAGCGGAAAUGGGGAGAUUACGAGCACGAUUUUGCAGACACUGAUGGAGAUGGAUGACAAGGCGUCGGAAAAGUGGGGACAAUUCAUCUUUCUUUGCGCAGCUACUAGUAGACCUGUUCAGUUUCCUUGCAAUAUUUAUCUUGCUGAUUCUGAAUCUCCCGGACAUUCACCAUACGAUACAGAACAGAACAAAUGUUGCUCAGACUCGCUGUAG